This is a messenger RNA of Heterocephalus glaber (naked mole-rat), 3638 nucleotides long. Lineage: Eukaryota; Metazoa; Chordata; Mammalia; Rodentia; Bathyergidae. The record is from RefSeq and is a predicted model, not a curated record.
AGCCUGAUCUGAGAACAAGCCAUGACUGCCAAAGAUUAUCCAUCAUUGUGGGGCUAUGGAGCAACAAAAACAUUCAACAUUCCUGUUGAACAUUUGGAUUUCAAGUAUAUUGAAAAAUGUUCAGACAUUAAAUACCUGGAAAAAAUUCUUUAUGUGCUCAGGUCUGGUGAGGAAGGAUAUUAUCCUGAACUUACAGAAUUUUGUGAAAAGCGCCUUCAAGGCUUAGCUCCUGGGAGUAGAGCUCUGAGGAAAGAUAAACCUGCAGCGACAGCAUCCAGUUUUACAACGGAAGAAUGGGAAGAAAUUGAUGGGGACAUAAAGGUAGAGGGUUUUAAAAGAAUAAAUCAUAAUUUAGUGCCCCAAGACACUGGGGGAGGAGGACAAGGAGAAGAAAAAUAUUCCUCUAAAAAUAAAUCAGCUAAAAAGAAAAUUCCCAGGGAUUAUGCAGAGUGGGAUAAAUUUGAUGUGGAAAAGGAAUGUUCAAAAAUUGAUGAAGAUUAUAAAGAAAAGACUAUAGUAGACAACAAGUCACAUUUAUCUAAAAUUGAGACAAGAAUAGAUAUAGCAGGUCUCACUGAGAAGGAAAAGGGUUUUCUUGCUACUCGUGAAAAAGAAAAAGGAAAUGAAGCUUUCAACUCAGGAGAUUAUGAAGAGGCUGUAAUGUAUUAUACUAGGAGCAUAUCUGUGCUUCCCACUGUAGCUGCUUAUAACAAUCGAGCUCAAGCAGAAAUCAAAUUGCAGAACUGGAAUAAUGCUUUUCAGGAUUGUGAAAAGGUCUUGAAGUUAGAACCUGGAAACAUAAAGGCUCUUCUGCGCCGUGCCACUACUUAUAAACAUCAAAACAAGCUCCAGGAGGCCAUAGAAGAUUUGAGGAAAGUACUAGAGGUUGAGCCUGAUCAUGAUUUGGCCAAGAAAACCUUGUCAGAGGUUGAAAGAAAUCUGAAAAAUUAUGAACCCACAUCUAAGCCCCAAACCAAAGGGAAGAGGAUGGUUAUUGAGGAAGUAGAGAACUCGGAAGAUGAAAAUGGAAAGAGAAGUGGAACUAAACAUGAAGAUGGGAGUGGAGAUAAGACUGCCGCGCGCGCCAUGGGCAACACCGCCAAGAAGCCGAGCGGCCGGGCCGAGGAAGGCGGCCGGCCGGCUAGGGACGCCCGGCGGUCCCCGACCCCCACGGCGCCGGGCGGCGGGCGGAGCUCCGGGGACCCCGCGACGGCCGACGCCAGCCCCGACCCCGCCGGCCUGAAGAGCCAGGGGAACGCGCAGUUCCGCGGCGGGCAGUUCUCGGAGGCGGCGCGCAGCUACUCGGCGGCGAUCGAGCGGCUGGAGCCUGCAGGAAGUGAAAGCGCAGAUGAAGUGAGUAUCUUAUAUUCAAACAGAGCAGCGUGUUACCUGAAGGAAGGAAACUGCAGGGGCUGCAUUCGAGAUUGUAACAGAGCUCUGGAACUCCAUCCUUUCUCCAUAAAACCUCUUCUGCGACGAGCCAUGGCCUAUGAAACUUUAGAGCAGUACGGCAAGGCAUAUGUGGAUUAUAAGACAGUGUUGCAAAUGGACUCUGGAAUCCAGCUAGCAAAUGACAGUAUUAACAGAAUAACAAGAAUCUUAAUGGCGCUGGAUGGACCAAAUUGGCGGGAGAAGCUGUCACCCAUUCCUAUGGUGCCCACCUCAGAGCCACUUCGAACAUGGUGUCCUGUGUCACAGGCUGCCCCCAACCAAGCAGGAGACCCGGGCAGCUGCACCACAUCCAGCAUCUCAGAUGAAGAAAUGUUUAAAGCCCUUAAGGAAGAAGGAAAUCAAUAUGCAAAGGACAAAAACUAUAAAAAAGCUCUUAGCAAAUACACUGAGUGCUUACAGAUUUGCAGUGAGGAGUGUGCCAUAUAUACAAAUAGAGCUCUCUGUUACUUGAAGCUGUGCCAGUUUGAAGAGGCCAAGCAGGACUGUGACCAGGCCCUUCGGCUAGAUGGCAGGAACGUGAAAGCUUGCUACCGGCGAGCACUGGCUCACAAAGCCCUCAAGAAUUAUCAGGAAAGCUUAACUGACCUCAAUAAAGUUCUCCUACUAAACCCAAAUAUUGCUGAGGCAAAGAUGGAGCUGGAAGAGGUAACCAGAUUCCUUAAAGAUAAUACAGCACCAUUCAACAAAGAAAAAGAGAGACGGAAAAUUGAAAUUCAAGAGGUGAAUGAAGGCAGUGAAGAGGAGCCUGAGGAAAACCCAGCAGAGGUCUCCACUGCCUGUCUGGCUUCUGAGAAGGGCGAUGAAAGCACUGGGCCGCCAGAGCACUCCGAGUCACUUCAGAUCUCCAAGCCUAUUAAUGCCUAUGAGUUUGGUCAGGUAAUAAAUGCUAUCAAUACCAGGAAAGAUGAAGAAGCCUGUGCACACCUUUUAGCCAUCACUGGACCAAAAGAUUUGCCAGUGCUGUUGAGUAACAAGCUUGAAGGGGAUACAUUCCUUCUCCUCAUUCAGUCUCUGAAAAAUCAUCUUAUUGCUAAAGAUCCUGCCUUGGUGUAUCACCAUCUUUUGUAUCUAAGUAAAGCAGAUAGAUUUAAGAUGAUAUUGACACUCAUUAACAAGCACCAAAAGGAACAAAUUGAACAGCUGCUGAAUGAGCUUUCAGACAUACCGAACAACCAUUUUACUUUAGAAGAUGUACAAGUCCUAAAAGACCUUUAUGAGCUUUAACUCAAGAUUACUGUUAACUCCUUCCAUGUACGCAUAUGUUCCAGCAAUGUUCAUGAGAUGGUACUAUAAUAGUUGCAUAGAUAAAACCUGGAUGAUAAAAAUCCCUUGGCCUGAACUGUAAGACAGUCUUAUUUUUAUACACAGAACAUGUAUAUUCUGUAACCUGCUUUUUAUUAGUUGUAAAUAUUUUAUGUACCAGAACCAUAUCUUUAUAUUUAAUAAGUGUAUUUGGAACAUGUUAAAAAUACAUUUUAAUUUAUAGCACACAUUUUCUUUUGGUAACUUAGCUGUUAAAUAUUUCAGCUAAAUAGCAUUUCUUUAGGCUACGCAGUCCUCUAAAGUUUUGAUGGAAAUAAAUUUCUUUAAAGUUCUCUUUUAAAACUGAAAGUCAUUAACAGUAAUUAUUAUGUCACUUUAUAUCCUGCUAAGUAUCCCAUUUUAUAUGCGUGGAUUUCAAUCUGUUAAAACAUGAUACAACUCCGAAGUCUAUAAUCUGAUUAUUAGUUUAAUUAAUUUAGUGCCCUAAGAGGAACUUAUUUUUUCUAAUAAUGGAAGCAUUGCCUAAUGAUUAAGAAUAAAAAUAAUGGGCCGGGGAUUUAGCUCAGUGGUUCUGCCACCUGCCUUGCAAACUCAAGGACUGGAGUUCGAUCCCCAGUACCAAAAAAAAAAAAAAAAAAAAAGAAUAAAACCAGAAGUUUCUACCUCUUUCCACAUUUUAAAAAAGUGACUUUUUCUUAUAUAAGCAAAACAACCACUAUAUAAAAGCAGACUGAGCCUGCAUUUAUAUUUGAAUUGUCACCUUCAUGUUUUCUCCAUUUAAAUGUCCCCUCCUGCCUUUAUUUUCUGCUUUCAUGACUUUAUUUAUCGCUUUACUGUAAAAAGGGAAGAACUUGUUUUGCAAACUCCUUUGUUAACUGGGUUAAGAAAAGGCAUUUCUUGCAGUAAAAUAUUAAGAUCCUAAA